Messenger RNA from Mytilus trossulus (common blue mussel), 1239 nucleotides. Its product is annotated as LHFPL tetraspan subfamily member 2a protein-like. Gene Ontology annotation, cellular component: membrane. The record is from RefSeq and is a predicted model, not a curated record. Lineage: Eukaryota; Metazoa; Mollusca; Bivalvia; Mytilida; Mytilidae. The transcript is spliced from 2 exons. Bases 443 to 1027 code for a protein of 194 amino acids.
CACCACGUGGAAUGAUUGGGGAAUCGACCACGUGGGAUGAUUGGGUAAUCGACACUUUGCUUUGUUUUUAUACUUUGUUUGUUUAAUCAAUUCAACAAUGACGCGUGACUAUAAAACAAUUCACGAGAAGUAAAACUGCAAUUACUCCUUGUUAAAAAGACGAUAUUAUAAAAGGAUGAAAAAUUUAAAACAAAUACUGUUAUAAUGUAAAGUAAUUGGACAAGUGCGAUUUGUUUGUACAAAAAUGGCAUAUUAACGUUCUAAGAUUGUACAUACAUUUGAUAUGUGUAUUCAGACAACUGCUUUCUAAAUACACUGUAUAGACAAUGUGAUGAUUGCUUAUUAUACUUUAUAAGUGAUGUGAUAAUUGCUUAUUUUAUUUUCUAGACUAUUGAAUAAUUGUUCGAUGAUAUAACAAUCCAACGAUGAUCUUACUAAGGACAUGAUAUCACCCGUUCUAAUAAUCUGGGCAUUCCUGUCAGUUCUGGUUUCAGGUUUAACUACGUAUGCAUUCGUUCAGCCUGUGUGGCUUGUUGGUUCCAAUUUGUUGGAAACGUUUGGAAUGAUAAGUUUAUGUUUAUCAAGAACAGUAUUUCCCGGAGGAAGCUUAAAACAGGAAUGUGAGUUUUAUGGAGGAUAUUUCAAUUUGGGGAACUUGCCGUCUGGAGCAUGGCAGGCGGCCUGUGUUUUAUAUGGAGCAGGAUGUGUUCUACUUUCAUGCGGAGCAUUCUUAGCUGUCUGUACAUCGUGUAUACCAUGUGAUGUUAUUAGGACUGUUACAGUGAUGGCAGGAUAUGUACAGUUUGUAGCAGUUCUGGUAAUGAUUGCAGGAUUAUUUAUUUACCCACUAGGAUUUGGAUCAUCGUUUAUAAGACAAUACUGUGGAUCUAAGUCCGUCAUGUAUCAGGCUUACGAUUGCUCUAUAGGCUGGAGUUUUGUACUGGCUGUAACAGGGACGUGCCUUGCCAUGUUUUGUCCAGUUCUGUCACGGUUUACAGACAUGAAAGGACGCGACAUAAUGCCUUAAUUGGUAUCAAGAGUUAUUAGGAAAGACUAUAUCAUUAAACAAAAGACAAUCCGAACUCAGUAAUAACAUAACUUGAAAUGGAGGCAAGCUUUUUGAGAGCUCGAGGGUAUAAAUGUGUAGGAAAACUUUAGAAGUCAUAUGAUACAAUUCCCAAUAUAUUACUGAUAAUGAGCUGAAUAACUACAGUUAUUUAGUAUAUUUACGUAUAGUAC